AUGGCGUCAGAAACGUACCUCGUAACAGGCGGCUGCGGCUUCCUCGGGAGCCACAUCGUCGAGAAGCUCCUCCAAAAACACCCCUCCGCAACCAUCGCCGUCGUCUCCCGCAACCCCACCACCAACACCUUCCCGGGCGUCUCCUACCACGCCGGCGACGUCUCCUCGGCCGACGACGUGACGGCCGUCGUGCAGAAGGUCCGCCCGACCGUCGUCUUCCACUGCGCCGGCAUGAUGACCGUCGGGAGGAAGAUCAUGACGGACGAGUUCGUGAGGGCCAUCAACGUCGACGGGACGCGCAACGUGCUGGACGCGAGUAAACGGGCGGGCGUCAAGGCGUUCGUGACGACGAGCAGCGCGAGCGUCGUGCAGAAGGAUAUGUAUAGGGACAUCAAAGGCGGCGAUGAGAGUUUGCCGCUUGCGGAGGAGGGGGAUCCGACGCAGAUAUACCCCAAGACCAAGGCCGCCUCGGACAAGAUGACGCUCGAGUACGACGACCCGAACGGCAUGCGCACAUGCACCCUCCGCCCGGCCGUCGUCCACGGCGAGCGCGACAACGACAUCACGCCCGCGCUGAUCCGCAACCUCCGCCUCGGGCGGAACAAGGUCCAGCUGGGCGACAACUCGAACCUCUUCUCGACGACCUACGCCGGCAACGCGGCGGACGCGCACCUCGCCGCCGCCGCCAAGCUGCUGUCGUCGUCCCCGGACGGCGUGGCGGGCGAGGCCUUCUUCGUGACGAACGGCGAGCCGAUGCGGUUCUGGGACUUCAGCAGGGCGGUGUGGCGGGCGGCCGGGGACGCGACGAGGCCGGAGGAGGUGAGGGUCGUCGGGAUGGGGGUCGCGCUGGCGUACGCGUGGGCUCUGGAGUGGGUGUACUGGUUCCGAGGGGAGGUGCCGCCUUUGAAUCGGCAGAUUGUGAGGUUUUCGGGGAUGAGUAGGUGGUAUGUGAUUGAUAAGGCGAGGGAGAGGUUGGGGUGGGAGCCGGAGGUUGGGACGGAGGAAGGGAUUAGGAGGGCGGUUGUGUGGUUUUUGGAGAAUGAGAAGAGGCAGGCUGGGAAGACUGCUGCGUGA
This is a messenger RNA of Colletotrichum karsti, 1074 nucleotides long. Its product is annotated as sterol-4-alpha-carboxylate 3-dehydrogenase. Gene Ontology annotation, biological process: steroid biosynthetic process. Gene Ontology annotation, molecular function: 3-beta-hydroxy-Delta5-steroid dehydrogenase (NAD+) activity. NCBI's taxonomy places the organism in Eukaryota, Fungi, Ascomycota, Sordariomycetes, Glomerellales, Glomerellaceae. The coding region runs from base 1 to 1074 and encodes 357 amino acids. The transcript has 2 exons. The record is from RefSeq and is a predicted model, not a curated record.